AUGCAGGUAGAUGAUCCUGCUGCUGCCGUCGAGCAGCUAAAGAACGCCGAUGGCGAGAUCGACGAGUCUCUGUACAGCAGACAGCUGUACGUGCUAGGCCAUGAGGCCAUGAAGCGUAUGGGCCAGUCCCAUGUUCUCGUAGCUGGUCUCCGAGGUCUCGGUGUCGAAAUCGCGAAGAACAUUGCCCUCGCUGGUGUCAAGUCGUUGACGCUAUACGACCCUAAGCCCGCCGCUCUCGCCGAUUUGUCGUCGCAAUUCUUCCUCCACCCCGAAGACGUCGGCAAGCCCCGUGCCUCCGUCACCGUACCCCGCGUUUCGGAGCUCAACCCAUACACACCGGUGCAGGAGUUCACAGGGCGCGAUCUGACGUCAGAUUUGUCGCAGCUGAAGCAGUUCCAGGUCGUCGUUUUGACGGAUACCCCACUUGACGACCAGAUCAAGAUCGCCGAUUACUGUCACGACAAUGGCAUCUACGUCGUUAUCUCGGACACGUACGGUCUCUUUGGUACCAUAUUCACCGAUUUCGGCAAGAACUUCACUGUAGGUGACGCUACCGGCGAAAACGUCAACAGCGGCAUCAUCGCAGGAAUUGACUCAGAGGGCCUGGUGUCUGCGCUGGACGAGACUCGACACGGUCUAGAAGAUGGUGACUGGGUCACCUUUACUGAGGUUGAAGGCAUGACUGGAUUGAACGGCUGUGAGCCUCGCAAGAUUGAAGUGAAGGGCCCAUACACUUUCUCCAUCGGCGACGUAUCUGGAUUGGGCGAAUACAAAAAGGGUGGUCAGUAUGUUCAGGUCAAGAUGCCGAAGAUCCUAAACUUCGAGCCGUUCAGCCAGCAGUUGAAGAAGCCCGAGCUUUUGAUAUCGGAUUUCGCCAAAUUUGACAGACCGCAGCAGCUUCACGUGGGUAUACAGGCUCUCCACGAGUUUGCGAACAAGCACAAAGGAGAGUUUCCCCGGCCACACAAUGAUAGCGAUGCCUCAGAGGUCCUCCAGAUUGCACAAGGACUUGCCGGUCAAGGAGAGGACAAGGUCGAGCUUGAUGAGAAGUUGAUCAAGGAAUUGAGCUACCAGGCGCGCGGUGAUCUCAGCCCGGUCGCGGCUUUCUUCGGAGGUCUGGCCGCUCAGGAAGUGCUCAAGUCAGUCUCCGGCAAAUUCCACCCUAUCGUGCAGUUCCUCUACUUCGAUUCGCUGGAGUCACUGCCUACGUCAACCUCCCGCUCGGAAGAGCAGUGCGCUCCGAUUGGCUCACGAUAUGACGGUCAGAUCGCGGUUCUCGGAAAGGAGUAUCAAGAGAAGCUGGGCAAUGUCAAAGAGUUCCUCGUCGGUGCUGGUGCGAUUGGCUGCGAAAUGUUGAAGAACUGGGCUAUGAUGGGUCUGGGUGCAGGACCGAAGGGCCAAAUCUGGGUCACCGACAAUGACCAGAUCGAGAAGAGCAAUCUUAACCGACAAUUCCUAUUCCGCCCGGCAGACGUUGGCAAACUCAAGAGCGAUGCUGCGGCGAAGGCCGUGCAAGCCAUGAACCCUGACCUGAACGGCAAGAUCGUGGCUAUGCAAGACAAGGUUGGGCCGGAAACAGAGCACAUCUUCAAUGAGAAGUUCUGGGAGGGCCUCGAUGCGGUUACGAACGCACUAGACAAUGUCGAAGCGCGUACCUACGUUGACCGCCGCUGUGUCUUCUUCCGCAAGUCAUUGCUCGACUCCGGUACUCUUGGAACUAAGGGCAACACCCAAGUUGUCAUUCCACACAUCACAGAGUCCUACUCCUCGUCACAAGACCCGCCCGAGAAGUCGUUCCCAAUGUGCACGCUGAGGAGUUUCCCGAACCGGAUCGAGCACACUAUUGCCUGGGCGCGUGAAAUGUUCGACACCUUCUUCGUCAAGGGUCCAGAGGUUGUGAACCUCUACCUUACCCAGCCUGACUAUCUUGGUGCGUCAUUAAAGCAGUCCGGCAAUGAAAAGCAGACGCUAGAAACUCUCCGUGACUACCUAGUGACGGAGAAGCCUUUGACAUUUGACGACUGUAUAAUUUGGGCUCGCCAGCAAUUUGAGAAGAGCUACAAUCAAGCAAUUCAGCAACUGCUGUACAACUUUCCUAAGGAUUCCACAACCGGCUCCGGCCAGCCCUUCUGGUCAGGGCCAAAGCGCGCUCCAGAUGCCCUCAAGUUUGACUCCUCCAACCCUACCCACUUCACGUUUGUGGAAGCGGCGGCCAUCCUUCACGCGUUCAACUACGGCAUCAAUCCCAAGGGUAUCACCAAGGAGCACUACCUGGAGGUUUUGAACGAUAUGAUCGUUCCAGACUGGAAGCCAGAUCCAACCGUGAAGAUCCAGGCAAACGACUCAGACCCCGACCCGAAUGCUCAACAGGCAGCUCCCAUGGACGACAACGAUAUCCUAAACAAGCUGGUUUCAUCGCUGCCGGCGCCAAAGUCGAUGGCCGGGUUCAAGCUCGAGCCUGUGGAAUUUGAGAAGGACGAUGACACAAACCACCACAUCGACUUUAUCACAGCCGCUAGCAAUCUCCGCGCCGAGAACUACAAGAUUGAGCAGGCGGACAGGCACAAGACGAAGUUCAUCGCUGGCAAGAUCAUUCCUGCCAUCGCAACGACCACCGCGCUUGUCACUGGCUUGGUGAACCUGGAGCUGUACAAGAUCCUCGACGGUAAGACAGACAUCGAGCAGUACAAGAACGGUUUCGUCAACCUCGCCCUUCCCUUCUUCGGCUUCAGCGAGCCGAUAGCGAGCCCCAAGGGUGAGUACACCGGCCACAACAACGAAAAGGUACAGAUCGAUAAGCUGUGGGACCGCUUCGAGGUGGACGACAUCACGCUGCAAGAGUUCAUCGACCACUUCGAGAAGAAGGGUCUCAACAUCCAGAUGGUCAGCUCCGGCGUUAGCUUGCUGUACGCGUCGUUCUACCCGCCAGCGAAGCUGAAGGACAGGAUGGGUCUUACUAUGAGCAAAUUGGUCGAGUUUAUUAGCAAGAAACCCGUGCCUGAGCACCAGAAGAACGUCAUCUUUGAGGUCACGGCCGAGGAUCAGACCGAGGAGGACGUCGAGAUUCCGUAUGUCAUGGUUAAGCUGCAGAAAUAG
Didymosphaeria variabile is the source of this 3096-nucleotide messenger RNA. RefSeq names its product E1 ubiquitin-activating protein. The transcript has 2 exons. NCBI's taxonomy places the organism in Eukaryota, Fungi, Ascomycota, Dothideomycetes, Pleosporales, Didymosphaeriaceae. Gene Ontology annotation, molecular function: SUMO activating enzyme activity. Gene Ontology annotation, cellular component: cytoplasm; SUMO activating enzyme complex. The coding region runs from base 1 to 3096 and encodes 1031 amino acids. The record is from RefSeq and is a predicted model, not a curated record. Gene Ontology annotation, biological process: protein sumoylation.